AUGGAUCUGUAUAACAUGCCAGGCUCGCCGAGCACUCGAGCCAUUAUGAUGACCGCCAGGGCUCUGGGAGUAGAGUAUAACUCCAAGUUUCUAAACACCUUUACAGGAGAGCAACUGAGCCCCGAGUUUGUGAAGAUCAACCCUCAGCACACUAUUCCCACACUGGUGGACCAUGGAUUCGUCAUCUGGGAGACACGGGCCAUUGUUACUUACCUGGUGGAGCAGUACGGAGAGCCAGACUCUCCGCUGUACCCCAACGAUCCUCAGAAACGGGCUGUGAUCAACCAGCGACUGUAUUUCGACAUGGGCACCCUUUACGAUGCAUUCGCAAAAUACUACUUUCCUCUUUUGCGAACCGGCAAGCCGGGAAGUCCGGAAGCCUUGGAGAAAUUCCACACGGCUUUCGACCUUCUGAAUACCUUCCUGGAGGGCCAGGACUACGUGGCGGGCACUCAACUAACGGUGGCCGACAUCGUCAUCUUAGCCACAGUCUCGACCACAGAGUUGGUUCCCAACUUUGAUUUUUGCAAAUACCCAAAUGUGGAGAGGUGGUACAAGAACGCGCAGAAGGUCACCCCCGGAUGGAAUGAGAACCUGGAAAGGAUUCGAGAUGCAAAAAAAUUCCUUGAAGCCAACAUGCCCCAAUUGGAUCUCUACAACAUGCCCAUGGCUCCCGCCAGCCGGGCCAUCCAGAUGAUUGCCAAGGCCGUGGGAGUGGAAUUGAACUCCAAGCUCAUCAACACCAUGGAGGGUGACCAGCUGAAGCCCGAGUUCGUGAAGAUCAACCCCCAGCACACCAUUCCCACACUGGUGGAUGACGGAUUCGCCAUCUGGGAGUCGCGAGCCAUCGCCGUCUACCUGGUGGAGAAGUACGGCAAGCCCGACUCUUCCCUAUACCCCAAGGAUCCCCAGAAGAGGGCUCUGAUCAACCAGCGCCUGUAUUUCGAUAUGGGCACCCUCUACGACGCUAUGGGCAAAUACCUCUUCCCUCUCUUCCGCACCGGAAAGCUGGGAGAUCAAGAAGCUCUGGACAAGUUCAACGCCGCCUUUGAGUUCCUUAACACCUUCCUCGAGGGUCAGGACUUCGUAGCCGGCAAGGAACUCACGGUUGCCGAUAUCGUUCUUCUGGCCACCGUGUCCUCAACCGAGUUUAUAUCCUUCGACUUGUCCAAAUUUCCGAAUGUGGAUAGGUGGUACAAGAACGCCCCCAAAGUGGUUCCCGGUUGGGCUGAGAAUGUAAAGUCCCUUGAGGAGGGUAAGAAGUUUUUCGAGCAAAAAUUAGCCGAAAAGAAGUAAA
Molecule: messenger RNA, 1297 nt
Organism: Drosophila bipectinata
Lineage: Eukaryota; Metazoa; Arthropoda; Insecta; Diptera; Drosophilidae
Gene: GstD6
Product: Glutathione S transferase D6
Biological process (GO): glutathione metabolic process
Molecular function (GO): glutathione transferase activity
Source: RefSeq, a predicted model, not a curated record